UCCCAGUUAUGGUGCAGCACACCUUGAUGGAGAGCUCCUCCAGCAGCAAAGCUACACGUCCACUCACCAGCCUUCCACCUACACGACAACACACAUCUCAGCAGCUGCACGAACACUUGAGUCAAGCAGCAGUACUCCUGUAACCUCAAUCAUGAGCUUCCUGUCAGCCAUGGAGUCGAGAAAUCUUCAGGCUGGUCCUGUCAGUGCCUCAUUGCUUCCUCCUUUUAGACCUCAGUCAUGGCCUACUGGAACCAACUCCUCCACCACAGAGCUGUAUUUGACUGGUGCCCUGCCUUCCACAGCCACUUUCCCCUCUCCUGCUUCUCUGUCAUCCUUUCAGCACACUGGUGCCUACCCUUCCAGGAGUUAYGCCUCUUCUAACUCUUCCCUGACUUUCUCAGACCCCACCUUCACCACGUCCACCAAYGGCCUGUUCUCUCACCAUGACUCGCUGCUACAUCUCAAACCAAGCCAGGCUGUGCUUCCCGUUGCCCUGGCCUUCAGUCAUCUCUCUGGGCCGUCUGUGGGCUCAGCUCUCCCUGUCCAGUCUUCCACUUACCGCUCAGCCCAGGAGUCUGCCCCCCACCUCCUACAACCUCAAUAUAACCUUCUUCCCUCUACUCUACCUGCCUCUCAUGGUGCCCCACAGCCCUAUGGGACUACCAUUUUUUCGAACUCUAUUGAAAGAGCUCUGCAGCGUGAAUGUAGUGUGAUAAAGCACCACCAGAGGCCUUCAAGUAGCCAAAUAGCCUCAGAGGAGUUGCCCAGUUCGGAGCACUCCUUGCAGGGGUACUAUGGCACUGGCAGUGACACAGAUGUGUCCUACCAGGAGGAACCAUCCCAAAGCACCCCAGUACYUUGCAGUUCCCCCUCUAGAGCAGACUCCACCCAAGUAGUCAAUGGUUCUUUGCAAUCUAAAACUGAUUGUGCAACACAGUCUGAUUCUUCUGCUAUGUUGCUAAAAGGCAAAGACUGUUCUUCUAGUCUAGCUUCACACCCUGCUGAGAAUGAAGAGAGUCACACUCAGAACCUAAGAACAAGGUCUCCUGAGCAUUAUUCUUCCUCAGCUCAGAAGCACAACUCUGUAAUUGCCAGUCAGCAGUCAGUUCAGCUGUCUAACCUGAUGUCCAACACUUUGUCUCAAACCUAUAUCACACCACACACACAGUCCCAGACCUGCCAUUCCCCUGCAGAAAAACUUCCUCCCCUUUACUCUACACUGCCUUCUCUCUCAAGCCACUCUGACAAUGUGGCUCCCGUUAGCCAAGCCUUUGUUUACUCAUCCACUCCGGGGCUGAGCCAGGAGCAGGGAGUCCAGUAUGGAGCCGAGGUCCACAGCUUGUGUCAAGAGACUUUCUCCGAGAGCUACACUACUUCCCACUCUCAAGGUGCUUCAAAUUUAACUUUUACAUCUCAGUCACAAGAGCAAGAUUCUGUAACAUUAUCUCAAAGCUACAACACAGGACAACAGUCCCUCAAUUCUCUGUAUUCAUCUGAUUGUGUACAGAGCCUUCCAUCAAACUCUACUGUAGACUAUAGCCACAUGCAGGACUCAUUGGCUGGUAAAACACACCACAGUCUGUCCCAUCAGCAGACACAGAUCCAGAAUGUUUUGUCUGUAUCAUUACCUACCUUCUCCUCACCUGCUCAGUCUUUACAAAAUGCCAUUAGGUCCUCCGUACAGGACACAAAGCCAAUAUAYGCCAAACAGAAACUUGAAGAGCUCCAUUUGCAGGACAUUGAGGCKCUUAGACAAGUGUCAAUGAUUACUGUUGCUGAUAAUAGCGUUGCUUCUCAAAACAACAUCAUCUAUGUUGUUUCAAAAAUGGACGAUCACAAACCACAAAGUGUUAUUCGAAGUAAUUCUCGUUCUGAUGAACAGUUCAUGGGUCAYAGUCAUAUAGGUUCAGCACAGGUAAAGAAUGAACAGAUGGGUCCUGUGAGCCAGCAGCAGAUUUGUUUGAACAGUGGCAGUGGUCAUGAAGUUGAUAACACAAAAAGCGCAAACUCUUCUAUUGUUUCCUCACAUGGACCCCUUUGCUCAGAGCAGCUCAAGCAGCCCGCUGUUCAACUUAGAUCUCCUGAGUCAMAUCAACAAAACCAACAAACCAUCAGCCAGUCCCCGAGCCAAAUUCCAGCAGCCCACUCUCAGUUUAUCUCACUUCCCAAUUCUCAAGUUCUGCUUGAGCCCAACCAGAUGAUUUUGGUCCAGCAGCCUCUUGUCCACUCCAGUGAGAACACAACAAAGUUGRUAUCUUUGCAAGGUAUUCAACCAGCCUGUUUGGGUUCAGUUCAUGGGCAGUACCUUCAGAUAGAUCGAGACCUGCUGGGUUCCAGUGUCAAUGAAACCCAAACUCAACAGGCCACAAUCAUGUCUGAGCCGAACUCAGAAUGUUCCUCUAAACAUCACUACACCCAGGCAGCGGGUCAGCAGCCAAUCGACACCAAGAAUCAGUUUACUCUUAACUCCAUUUGCUUUCCCGACUCCAUGCUGCUGGCAGAUGACAGAAAUAUUCUGUCAAAUGUCGACGACAUCCUGGCUGCAACUGUGGCAGCCUGUGGUGUUGCACCACAAGAUUUUGUUAAAGCGGCAUCCUCCUCUGAGGCUGAAAUGGCAGGGAUCACAACUUCUGUUGAUUCCAAAGGGCACCUCCAGACUAUUGAUAUCAGACAAGUGUCACCUAGUUUCUCCUCAGGACAACAUCCAAUAAUAAAUAACACUAACAGUCACACCAUCAGCAUGACACUAAACCAGGUCCAGAUGGCUACAGACUGUCAGGGUCCACCUGUUCACCAUAACAGUACCACUAAUUUUGGCACAAAUGGAAAUGGAAGGAACCCUGAGAAUGACUACCACUCAGUAAGACAGGCCUUUGACCCUUCGGGUGUCCAAAACCGAAUCGAAGGGAGUACGAAAUGUACUGAAACACAAGACGUCCCAAUGAAAUGUCCUGUUGCUGAGGGCUCUCCAAAAAAGAAGGUACGUUCUAAAUCCUCGACAAAACCAGGAGCUUCCGAGGAUGAUGUAGGAGUGGCGAGAUCAGCCAAGCGCAGCGCGCAACCAAAGCGUCAAAACUCCAGGGGCAGUGACGUCAGCUCACCAUCUGCUCCACAGAGCACUUCUGACAGUUGUCCACAACAAGAGAGAAUCAGGCAGAAGAUCCGUGAAGUGGAAGAGAAACAACCAGAGGUCAAAACUGGCUUCAUUGGUUCCUUCCUAGAUUUUAUCAAAUCUGGCCCCAAACAGCAAAACUCUCAAAGUCCUGCAAGAGCGGUGAAUCGCCCAAGAAAACCCUCCACCUCGUCAAAGCAGUGCCCUUUGCCUGCUUUGCCCGCUUUGCCUCCCAAAGUGCAGACUCUGCCCGCACCUUUGCUUCCACAGGAGAGUCUAGGAGCGAGCUCUCAGCAGAAACGUCUGGAUGAAGAGCUGCAGAAGAACCUGGAGACUCUGCCRUCAUUCAGCUCAGACGAAGAGGAGAACACGGGGAAGAACCAGGCUCUGAGGAACAGCAUCAGCUCAGCUCUCUCAGCUCUGGAUGAAAACUCUGAUCGGAGAACAAGGACAGAAAACCAAAUYCACAGUUUGAUGAUUAAGCCGGACCGACCUCCCACCUCGGCUCCCACUGUCGUGCUGGUCUGCUUGCCGCAGGUAUCGACGCCUGCACCGACAGUAACCCCAGUCUCAGGCGUGACAACGUUUGUGACCAAAGAGGAGGUUAAAGUGGCCCCAUCAGGCAAGGUGGCCGUGCAGUUGAUGAGCGUGGCCAUGGAGGGCCUGACUGACGAGGAGCUGUCUGACAGCGGAGGAGAAGGAAUGUACCGAGAGAGAGACGAGUUUGUCGUCAGAAAGGAGGACAUUGAAGACUUGAAGGAGACGAUGAGGGCAGGCGUUGAGCCUCCUGCUAUUUGGAAAGUCCAGAAGGCUCUGCUGCAGAAAUUUGUGCCAGAACUGAGAGACGGAAGGAGGGUCUUUUUUGCCACUAACAGUUACCUAGGAUACUUUGGGAAUGCACAGAACAUGUACCAGAGAGUAUAUGUGAAAUUUUUGGACACUGUUAACAAAAGGGAGUAYGUGCGAGUCUGUAGUCGGAAGCCACGCUGCAAGCCGAUGAACUCGCUGAGUGGUGCUCAGGUGAAAACUCUGCUCGGSUUGACAGCUCUACCUUCCUCAGUCUUCCAGAACCAAAAGGCCCGACUCAAACAAGUAAAGCCCAGAGCGGAGCCACCGCCCAAGAAGAGGAGGAAGUGGAAGGAGGAGUUUUCACCCGCAGCCUCGAGGUCAUCACCAGAAGAAGAGUUAAACCCUUCGUUUGCUUCAAGGCCCCCGAACACACGAACCAUGAAGGAGACGUUCAGGAGCUUCGUGGAGCUGCUCGUCCGCGUCGCCUUAGAUGAAGGUGCACUGACGGCACUGGAGAAAGCAAAUGACGAGUUGCUGCUGCCACAUAUGAAAAGAGUAGAUGGGAUGAUCAUCGACAACAAGAAACGCUUGCUUAACAAACUGCACAUAGGCCAGGUCCUGAAGUCGGCCUUGGACGGUUUUCCAGAGAUCUCAGUGGUGACUGAGCUGAAGAAAGACAAGGAAACUCCGGCCUUUAAAGUACGCCUCAGCGGAAAAGCGUACAACAAGAAAACUAUGAAGCCCUACAAGAUGCAGAACAAAGUGCCUCAGGAGUACACAGUGGACCAGCAGAAAACUCAGUGGUUCUCUCUGUACCACUCUUUGCAUCAUUACAAAUACCACACAUACCUCAUGUGUAAGGACGAGAUUGCCUCUCUCCAGGGUCGGGCGGGAGACCUGGGCCAGCAGGAAACCGUGCAGAAGUGUCUGCAGGACGGAGCUUGGGUAGAGGGGCUCUUUGAUCGCUUUGGGGAGCUAAUCAGUCAAGUGCAGCAGGUCUGCAGAUGAUUUUAGCCAUGGGAAAUUCACUUUAAAACACAGAAGAACAAAAACAACAGACAGAAUGCUUGAAAAUCAUAAAAGGCCACACAAUGGAAUGAAAUGGAUAUUUUCUUCAAGCCACAAAGAGGAGGCUGUUACAAGCAGAAACUUGAUCAGCAGAGGAUGCAGACUUUGUUUUGGAAGACCUCCAUAAAAUGAGACUCCUAUUUGUAGUUUUAAAAGCCCACUUUUUAUGGGCCUUUUUUCUAGAUUUAUAUUGUUUUUUUUUUAUCAACCCUCUCUUUCCCCAUUAAAUGUCACAUUAUAACUCUAAACUUUAAUUAUGCACUAGAUAGAAAGCAAUCAGCAUAGGAACUAGAGCACAGCUAAUAAAAAGGAUCCUGAUUGCCUACUGUUUUAACAAGCCUUCCUCAGUCAAGUUGGCUUCCAUACAAAGGUGAUAUAUUGUACAAAAAAGUCUAUAUAUUAUAUAUAACUGUAGUUAUGUACUGUUUGCAAACAUUCAUUUUGUAAUAGAGUAUCAACAUAUGCAUAAUAAUGUACAGUUUGUAGAAAAAUGUGGGAACUACAGCAGUUGUAGUUUAAGGUUUGUGCAUCAGAAUUUCUGCACGUUACUCUUGUGAGAGAUCAAUACCUUGAAUUAUUUUAGGGUAGGAUGAAACAAAAGUCUUUAUAUUGCUUUUAACAAAGCCAACAUUUUAUUACAAAUUUAUAUUUUUUUGCAGACGUAACUAUCGUCCUCUGUCCACUGCAACUUUUUAAAGACGCGUUUUUCAUUGUGUUUUCGUGUUUCUUCACACAGCUGAUGGUCGGUCAGGUUUUGUGAUAUCAAAAAUAAUCAUUAAACAUGCAGUUUGUAAAUAAAAUGGCACAUGCAUUUGAUGUGUUCUGGUUAUG
This is a messenger RNA of Austrofundulus limnaeus, 5800 nucleotides long. RefSeq names its product glutamine and serine rich 1 (gene qser1). Lineage: Eukaryota; Metazoa; Chordata; Actinopteri; Cyprinodontiformes; Rivulidae. The record is from RefSeq and is a predicted model, not a curated record.